This is a messenger RNA of Cucurbita maxima (winter squash), 1083 nucleotides long. RefSeq names its product 26S proteasome non-ATPase regulatory subunit 9-like. The record is from RefSeq and is a predicted model, not a curated record. Lineage: Eukaryota; Viridiplantae; Streptophyta; Magnoliopsida; Cucurbitales; Cucurbitaceae. Gene Ontology annotation, cellular component: nucleus; cytoplasm. The transcript is spliced from 5 exons. Bases 44 to 718 code for a protein of 224 amino acids. Gene Ontology annotation, biological process: proteasome regulatory particle assembly. Gene Ontology annotation, molecular function: protein binding.
CCAUUUGUUUCAAUUCCAUUUUGAAAGCUUUGGAUCGGGAAAAAUGGUGGCUUCCAAUUUGAAGUCGGAGACUAUGGAUCUGAUGCAGAAGAGGAGCGCUAUCGAGGCCCAGAUGGAUGCCAUCAUUUCGCGCCUUUGUCAGCCUAGAGGUCCUGGACUCUCUGGGAAUCUCGUCGACUCUGAGGGGUUUCCUCGUUCGGACAUUGACAUUCCAGUUAUUAGGUCUGAGCGUCGUCAGCUGACUGAGCUGAGAAAUGACCAUACGGAGAUCACUGAAAAGAUUAAUCAGAACAUACAAGUUUUGCAUUCUGCAAAGCCUGCUUCGAGCUUGUCACUCUCUAAGGAUGCAGGGAAUACAGAGGUUUCAAAUGGCCAAAGGUCAUCUGUCACAACUGUUGCAUUACCAUCCUCAAAUGUAUCGUCCACUGCAAUGGACAUAGAUGCAAAUGGAGGUAUACCUUUUGCACUGGUUGACGAAAUAGCCGAUGCAUCGCCAGCAGCAGAUGAUGGAUUACAACUAGGCGAUCAAGUUCUUAAAUUUGGGAAUGUAGAAGGCGGUGAUGAUCUGCUGCAUAGGCUUGCCUCUGAAGCACAGAGUAAUCAAGGUCGUCCAAUACCUGUUGUGGUUACGAGGCAUGGUACUCCAGUUAAUUUAACAGUGACACCCAGAUCAUGGCAUGGCCGGGGUCUCCUUGGAUGCCAUUUUCGGAUGUUGUAGCUGGCUCUAACCACAAUUUCAACCUGUCCCUGGUGGCUGUUGAUAAAAACAGUAACCAUUUCUGCUUAACUCUCAUGUUCUACACUCUAUCUACUGGUUUAAUUCUAGGUUCCACGUGUUUGACUGGUUUUAUAAUCCAAUUAUUGCCCACACUGGCCCUUCCUUUUUUGUCAUUUUGCAUAGAUUUUCUGUAAAUUGAAACAAUAGGAUAAGUUGCACUUUUAUGCUAUUUUAGUGGCGUACUCCUUAUGAUGCCAAUCUUUACUGUUUCUUGUUGCUUUGUGUGUAAAGUUACUUCAGAAGACAUUUUACUUUUCUUGAGAACAUCAUUUUGUUAAUGAAAUCAAAGGACUUUUAGCUUACUA